Messenger RNA from Aaosphaeria arxii CBS 175.79, 1466 nucleotides. Its product is annotated as NAD(P)-binding protein. The transcript has 2 exons. The coding region runs from base 345 to 1253 and encodes 302 amino acids. The record is from RefSeq and is a predicted model, not a curated record. Lineage: Eukaryota; Fungi; Ascomycota; Dothideomycetes; Pleosporales. Gene Ontology annotation, molecular function: oxidoreductase activity, acting on the CH-OH group of donors, NAD or NADP as acceptor.
CGAGUUCUUUGCGCUGCCCCUCUAUGGCUUGGCAUCUGGUCCUCUCCAGGUGGCCCCUCAACACCACAAAGAUGCAUCGUGAGAGGACGGAAAAUAAUCGUACCGCGUGCAAAGACUAACACAGGUCCACCAAAAUGUUCUUCCAUAAUCUCGUGCUCUCUCCACGAUGGCGGAGGAAUUGGCCGGCAUUACUUGGCCCGAGGGGUUUACUCCACAAGCUCCCCUCGUGGUCCUCAUAAAUACUGCCCCGCCAUUUACUGCUCUCCACGACCUCCUGCUCUGAUCCAUCCCCUCAAAGUGAUAUAUUCUUUCUCCAUUCAUCGCUCCGCUCGACCAAUUUCACAAUGUCUAGGCCUGCUCCAGCCCGCACCGCAUCCACGAACCUCGGCAGCAGCCCUGGGCACAGGGUUCUGGACGGCAAAGUAGGAAUCGUCACUGGCGCAUCAAGAGGUAUCGGCGCCGCCAUCGCCCGCAAGCUCGCCAGUCAAGGCUGCAACCUCGUCCUCAACUACACCUCCGAAUCCUCCACCAAGAUCACCGAAGACCUCGCGAGCGAGCUAAAGUCGGAAUAUGGUGUUGAGGCGGUUCCGGUACAGGCGAGCAUGGGCUCCGAGAAUGGCCCAGAGCACAUCGUCGAGGUCGCCAAAAACCACUUCACCCACCCCAAGACGAACAAGUUCCAGAUCGACGUCAUCAUCAACAACGCCGGUGUAGCUGGAAACAACGUCCUGGGAAAGAUCAAAGCGGAUGACUUCGCACGGCAAUAUAACAUCAACGUCAGGGGACCACUCUUCCUCGUGCAGGCAGCACUGCCGUACCUCCCCCACGACCGAUCGGGCCGAAUCGUCAAUCUCUCCUCCGUCAGUUCGUCCCUGGGCUACAUCAGCCAGAGUGUAUACGGUGGAACAAAAUCAGCCCUCGAAGCCAUGACCCGAACCUGGGCGCGCGAGUUGGCCGAGCGCGCAACGGUCAACGCCAUCAACCCGGGUCCCGUCGCGACGGACAUGUACACCAGUACGGACGAGGCGUUCGUGGACCAGAACAGGCCGUUCAUUCAGCACACUCCGCUGGCCACACCUAGGGAGGGCAUCGAUCCCAAGGAGGUCUGGCACCCGCUCGAGAAGACGGGCGGACGCGCUGCGUACAGCGAGGAAAUCGCUGGGGUUGUUGCCAUGCUUUGCAGCCCAGAAGCAGGUUGGAGUACGGGAAGCGUAGUCUGUGCCAACGGCGGCAUGGUGUUCAGCACCGUCUAAAAUAAAAUGAAAUUGCCAUCACGGCACAAUGGUGAAAGGUAGCAUCUCGUCUAAGGUCUGGCUGCAGAGACUAGAGUAUGAUAAUUUCUCUGCAAGCGGGUGGAUACAUAGUAACAUAAGUAGCCAGCGAUAUGUAAUGAACGUAGGUUCUCCAUACGAGUUCCGCAACGGCAUAGCUUCAACUUUAAUUUACAUCAAUCAAGAUUCCCGUUG